Molecule: messenger RNA, 1803 nt
Organism: Monosiga brevicollis MX1
Lineage: Eukaryota; Choanoflagellata; Craspedida; Salpingoecidae
Exons: 3
Coding region: 1-1803 (600 amino acids)
Biological process (GO): protein O-linked glycosylation via mannose
Molecular function (GO): xylosyltransferase activity; glucuronosyltransferase activity
Source: RefSeq, a predicted model, not a curated record
AUGGUCAUGGCGGGCGCGAGUGGCAGCACGCGAUGGCUGCGGCAGGUCAUCUUCUGCGCCUGUGGCACGACCUUGGUCCUCAUGCUGCUGCUUAUGAUCUCGAUCAUCAUCAUUCCGUAUGACUUGGAUACUGUGGCCGAAUCCAUGAUUGGCGACGAUGUCGUCGACCACCGUCUAGAAGAGGCCACCGAGCACGUCCGUGACCUUCAAAUCCAGCGUGCCCGCGCGCUGGCAGAGCAACACCGCUUGAGCAAUACUGCGCAUCCUGACCACUCAGAACCCAACCGGAUGGCACUACCCAAGCUCCGCGAGGAACGCCAAGUAAAACGCGUGUCUCCAGAGCAAGCCGCUCUCAUGGAUCAAAUCCUCAAUCCCAACGUCAUGACCACCAAAAAUUUGGCCCUAUGCAACUUGUCACAAUCUCAAGCUGGGACCCCGGCCGACAACACUGCGCAAGCCGCACGUGAACUGGCCGCGCUCGAAGACGAAUGGCAAAAGUUUGCGGCAAGCUAUGACACGCUUUUACGCGAUGUCAAAUACUGUGUGGCCCAGUGCGGGCAGAACCGCUGCUGCCCCGAUGAUCAAGGCUUUCGCUAUGGUGCCGACAACGAUUGGUUCGUGGUGGCCAAGGAUGACCUGGCAGGCAUGGCAGACGACCGUGGCUAUGACGAUAUCACGCUCGUGACACAAGCGACCUUUGACCGCCUCGAUGUCUUUGGCAUGCUGGCCAAUGCCUGGCCUGGGCCAAAGGUGGCGGUCUUUGCCGUGUUUGACUUUGAUGAGGCGAGUCACGCCAAGGCUCAGGUUCAAAUUGAGGCCAUCAUCCGCACUGCGCGAGAUUGGACAAACGUCAAGAUCCUCGUCUACCCCGUUACGACCAAGGACGACUACUACACUGAUCGCUAUCGCCGCCACGACCCUGCUUCAGAGCCCCAGCUGCCCAUCAAUGUGUUUCGAAAUCUGGCUGUGGACCAUGCACGCACCAACUUUGUCUUCACCUGCGACAUGGAUUUUGUUCCCUCCUCCACGCUCUAUCCCAAGCUGCGCCAAUUUUUGCUGCCGGCCAUGGCCACGCUCGACCGCGCCGCCUUUGUCGUUCCCCAUUGGGAAGCUUUGGAGUGCGACAGCACCGUUCGCAUCCCUCGUGACUUUGAAAAGCUGCGCGAGUACGCGGCGCAGGGCAUUGUGCGCCCCUUUCACGUGACCGCCCGCCGCAUCAUGCCGCUGAUCAAGGAGAUCCGUCCUGCGCCGGCUCGCUGCGACGCGCCUUCGGCUGUCUGGUCCUUUGGCGUACAAACAACAAACUACAACAAGUGGUUUCAAGAGUCGCGUGACAUGAUGGAAGGCUUUUUCCCGCUCGAGGUCCAGGGCCCUCUGGAGGACAAAUACUGGGAACCGUUUGUUAUUGUCAAGCGCGUCGACGCGUCGGGUGCCCGCCUGCCACGUUACCACGAGCAAUACGUGGGGCGCUACAAGAACAAGAUUUCUUUCAUCACGACGCUGCGUGGGCACCACUACCGCUUCUACACCCUCCGCCGCGAGUUUCUGACACACGUUCCUCACCCCACUGCCAACGCAUCUGCACCAGCUAUGCAUGAGCAUCUAUUGACCAUGCGCAAAGUUCAUGCCGCCGACCGGCAAACCCUGCAUGACACGGCCUGGACCAGUCCGGUCAAGCCCAAGCUACAUGCAAGUCCCUUUGAUGGGGGCAUCCAUUGCCUGGCCACCCAGCCGUCGCAACCAGCAGCGGCGGUGGAGCAAGACCCAGCACUGCAGUUGGAAGCCGAAGCAAACGCCCGAUAG